Messenger RNA from Sphaeramia orbicularis (orbiculate cardinalfish), 3115 nucleotides. It is a transcript of the gene pou3f3b, whose product is annotated as POU class 3 homeobox 3b. Gene Ontology annotation, molecular function: DNA-binding transcription factor activity, RNA polymerase II-specific; RNA polymerase II cis-regulatory region sequence-specific DNA binding. Gene Ontology annotation, cellular component: nucleus. The record is from RefSeq and is a predicted model, not a curated record. Lineage: Eukaryota; Metazoa; Chordata; Actinopteri; Kurtiformes; Apogonidae. The transcript is spliced from 2 exons. Bases 673 to 1983 code for a protein of 436 amino acids. Gene Ontology annotation, biological process: brain development; regulation of transcription by RNA polymerase II.
GGCUCGCAAGCAGCGCCGUACACUGUUAUACUGGAUUGUACUUCAGCGGGAGUUUGUGGUUUGGCAGGUUUAUAUACAUCAAAACAGAACAAAGAGAUAGGCUCUACAGUCCUAUAAAAGAAGAGAGAGAAAAGAAUAAAGCCAGGGAGAAAUCUCAGCGCCUGAAUUACAAAAGAAUUAAGGACACUCCGCUAAUGUUUUUCACAUCCAAAGGGGACAUAAACUGGGACUUUGUACAUUGUGGAGAAUUUGGAAGGCUUUUUGUUUUUUGCGACCACCAAAAGUUUGUUUGGGACACCGCUUUUUUCCUCUAUAUUUGAAUUUUAAUGUUCCGAAUUUCCACCAGAGCGCAAAACUUUCCAAACGGACUGCACAUGGUUUCAAAGGGCUUUUGAAAACCUGGAUGAUAUUUUAUUCGCCGAUAUCCAUGCAGAAGUGUUUGAAGUAGAAUGUUGUAAAUACAUGCGGAUUUUAUUCAGCCUUCUGCCACCCUUGUUCGAAGUUUUUUUUUUUUUUUUUUUUUCUUUUUUACGCACGUCCAUGGUAUUUGCCAAAACCUACCCAUACUUUUAAAGUUUGAAUAAUUCAUGAGAUACAAUUUGCCUGCUCGAAAGAAGUGACUGUAAAAAGGGAGGGGGGUUAUCCACAAACAUAUUCAUAAGGGUUGACGGAAUGGCCACCGCGGCUUCCAAUCCUUAUCUGCCCAGCAAUAGCAUCUUAUCGUCCGGCUCCAUCGUGCACUCUGACUCCGGAGGUGGUGGCAUGCAGCCGGGCAGUGCUGCGGUUACCUCGGGGUCUGGGGGCUACAGGGGAGACCCCUCAGUCAAGAUGGUACAGAGUGACUUUAUGCAAGGCGCAAUGGCAGCGAGCAACGGGGGACACAUGCUGAGCCAUGCCCACCAGUGGGUGACAUCCCUCCCGCACGCCGCAGCGGCAGCAGCAGCGGCCGCGGUCGCCGCAGCUGAAGCCGGAUCCCCCUGGUCGUCGAGUCCCGUCGGAAUGACGGGCAGCCCGCAGCAGCAGGACGUGAAAAACUCCGCCAGAGACGAUCUGCACACGGGCACCGCGCUGCACCACAGGCCCCCUCACUUAGCUCCCCACCAGACUCACGCCGGGGCUUGGGGGAGCACCACCGCCGCGCACAUUAACUCCAUAUCCGGGGGGCAGCAGCAGCAGCAGUCGCUCAUCUAUUCCCAGCCGGGAGGGUUCACCGUCAACGGGAUGCUGAGUCCGGGGAGCCAGAGCCUGGUGCACCCGGGCUUGGUGAGAGGGGACACCCCAGACCUGGACCACGGCAGCCACCACCACCACCAUCACCACCAGCAUCCGCACCACCAGCACCACGGCGGCGUCAACAGCCACGACCCGCACUCGGACGACGACACGCCGACCUCGGACGACCUGGAGCAGUUCGCCAAGCAGUUCAAGCAGCGGAGGAUCAAACUGGGCUUUACGCAGGCGGACGUCGGCUUGGCUUUGGGCACCCUGUACGGGAACGUUUUCUCUCAGACAACCAUUUGCAGAUUCGAGGCUCUGCAGCUCAGCUUCAAGAACAUGUGCAAGCUCAAGCCUUUGUUAAACAAGUGGCUUGAGGAGGCCGACUCGUCCACCGGCAGCCCCACCAGCAUCGACAAGAUCGCGGCACAGGGGAGGAAGCGAAAGAAGCGCACAUCCAUCGAGGUGAGCGUCAAAGGGGCUUUGGAGAGCCACUUCCUCAAAUGUCCUAAACCCUCGGCGCAGGAGAUCAGCAGCCUGGCGGACAACUUGCAGCUGGAAAAAGAGGUGGUUAGAGUGUGGUUUUGCAAUAGGAGACAGAAGGAAAAACGGAUGACGCCCCCAGGAGUGGCACAGACGCCGGAGGAUGUGUACUCUCAGGUCGGCAAUGGGCAUUUUUUAGUAGAUUACUUAAAAGAUGCAAGUGAAGCAAGCGACCAGAGGGUGACAACUACAAGUUCAUUCCACCAGGUAAUUUUGGCGCAUUAAAACACACCCAAGAGGAAAACCCAAGUAUUGUUUUUAUUCUUUUUUUUCUUCCUCCCCUCUCUCCAAACAAAAAAAAAAUCUCCCUUGUCAUUUAUCUGUGUUUGAUUGAAGAAACAAAAGGAGCAGGCAUUUUGUAUAUUUGGACUGAACUGCCUUCCCUCCCUAACAAUAAAAAAGGGGGAAAAACUGCAACAAUGUGAAGAAGAGUGACAUCCACGACGCUUCCAUCGUGAUUUCCAGCAUUUUUAUUUUCUAUUUUUCCCUGAAGUGGACUGCAUGGAUUCACGGAGGAUUUAGGGAUUUUUUUUUUUUGCUGUUGUUGUUGGGUUUUUUGUUUGUUUGUGUUUUCACGCUGAGGCCCUCAGAGAGAAAAAGACAAACCAGGACCAGGACUGUCCCGCCUGAUCUCAAAGAUCACCUUUUGUUUUUUAAAAAACAAUUUUCCACGUGGGUUUUCUUUCUUUUAAUAUUAUUAUUAUAAUUAUUAUUAUUAUUAUUUAAUGGACUUUGACACCGUGAGUGGAUUUUCCUGCCUUUGUUUUUUUUCUUUCCCAACAAAUAGAGCAUAAAGACAUUUGAAAAAGACUAGCUGCACUUAUUUGAUGAGAAAAGAAGAAAAAAAAGAAAAAAAACAUCUGAAAAUUUGUUGCCAAGUGUGACUGAGUGGGUGCUGUGGAUAUACUAUUAAUGCUGCCCUUUCUAAGCAGUGUUCUUUGGUAGGUUUUAAUAAACAAAAACUCUGUAAAGCCGGCAAUAUAGAUCACUAGAUCAGAUACUGAUCUGAGUUAUUUACUUUAUAUUUUUCAUCAGAAUGACUUGUUUUAAUAUUUUAUUCGGAAUACAUAUGAAUUAUUCCAAACGGUAAUUUAUUUUCCCCCCAGGAACUUGUGUAAGAUGUUUUCCCUUUUUUUUCCUGUUUAUUUUUUCCUAUUAUUAUUUUUGUUGUUGCCCUUAUUUGUUUAAUUUUGUAUUAUUAUCGUUUCUAAAGGAGCACAAAUCAUCAUAAGCUGACUUUGACCGUUGUUAGGUAAUAAUAAGGGUAUAUUUUGAUGUGAUCAUUUUUGAUUGUAAUUUAAUUUCAGUAGUGGUUCCGUACGAGCUGAUUGAGACACAAUAAAUUUGUUAGAACGAU